AUGGUCACAAACGCAGUAGAAUUAGCCGAAUCAAAUUACGAUAGAGAAAGUGAAUUGAAGGCUUUAGAUGAAUCAAAGACCGGCGUCAAAGGACUAGUAGAUGCUGGUAACUUGGUGAAGAUCCCAAGAAUCUUCAUCCACGAACAACAAAGGCUCCACAAGUACACUACUCAUGGUGGGUCUAAAUUCAGCAUCCCGGUGGUCGAUUUACGAGGCAUAAUAGACGAGGGAGAUACGAAUCUUCGUCGUCGAAUUGUCGAUCAAGUUCGAGACGCUUGCGAGAAAUGGGGAUUCUUUCAGGUGGUGAAUCAUGGAAUUCCUGUGAGUGUUUUGGAUAACAUGAUUGAUGGGGUACGUGCAUUUCAUGAACAAGAUCCUGGGGUGAAGAAAACAUUCUAUACACGAGAUUUUACGAACAAGAAGGUUGUGUACAAUACGAAUUUCGAUCUGUAUCGAGCUCCGGCGACUCAAUGGAGGGAUACUUUGACAUGUGUUGUGGCUCCUCGCCUACCAGAUCCUCAAGAGUUGCCUGCUGUGUGUAGGGAUAUUACGUUGGACUACACAGACAGAAUAAUGAAACUUGGGCAUAUUCUGUUCCAGUUACUGUCUGAAGCUCUUGGAUUGAACCUCAACUACCUCAAAGAUAUUGGUUGCACAGAGGGUCUUUAUUUGCAGGGUCAAUACUAUCCACCAUGCCCUCAACCAGAACUGACUUUGGGAACAAGCGAACAUGCUGACAGUGGCUUCCUCACUGUUCUCUUACAAGACCAACUAGGCGGUCUCCAAGUCCUCCAUGAAAACCAGUGGGUCAAUGUUACACCUAUUCAUGGAGCUCUAGUCAUUAAUGUUGGAGAUCUUUUUCAGCUAAUUUCCAACGACAAGUUUUCAAGUGUCAUCCACAGAGUAUUGGCGAAUAAUAUCGGUCCAAGAAUUUCAGUAGCUUGUUUCUUUAGAACACAGCUUCCACCAGAAAAUAGCGCAAGAAUUUACGGUCCUAUUAAGGAGUUACUCUCAGAUGAAAAUCCACCGAUUUACAGAGAAACUACCAUCAAGGAUUUUGUUUCCCACUUUUUCAAUAAGGGACUCGAUGGGAUCUCUGCGCUUCAAUAUCUUAAACUAUGA
Molecule: messenger RNA, 1122 nt
Organism: Ziziphus jujuba (common jujube)
Lineage: Eukaryota; Viridiplantae; Streptophyta; Magnoliopsida; Rosales; Rhamnaceae
Product: 1-aminocyclopropane-1-carboxylate oxidase homolog 1-like
Exons: 3
Coding region: 1-1122 (373 amino acids)
Source: RefSeq, a predicted model, not a curated record